UGAUCCUAAUAUACACAAUAAUUUAAUUCAAUUCAAUACUAUAUAGUGUUCAAAUUGAUGAACUUUACUGUUUGUUUUUUUUUUUUUGCAAAUAUUCACGCACUCGGAUUUGACAUCUGCAAUAAAUUCCAAAAACAUCCCAACUUGAUUGGAACUGGGGUUUGUAUAUUGAGAGACGUAGAUACCUACGAGAAGGUGGACAACCAAACAGCUUAAUGCUGCCACCCACAGGGUUCGUCUGUGCCGAGGCAUAACAAAACUCUGAUUGCCGUGUUUGUUGGCAUCGAACAGCAGAUAAAGUUAUCCGCUAGCACAUGAGUGCAACGGAGCGCUAAGCAAUUAUUGCACCUAUAGACCAAAACAGAGCUGAAAGAAAAGUUAAUUCUUGAUUUUCAUUCAGCAGACAUCCAGAAACACAACCUCAACCUCAAAUCAUAACAUUUCUCUAUCCACACUGCGUUUAAAUAUGCACCUACACCACAAGGCCAAACAAAUCUGUCAGUGCACAUUUAACAUGAAAACAUUCACCCGUGUUUGCUGUGUCCAUAUCAAAUUUCGACUCUCUACUGCUGCAGCGUUUACUGCGAUUACUUUUCCCUGCAACGAUUAUUUACGUAUCAGUCAGUGUAAACGGGUCAGGUUUGCGUUACAGAAGAGAUAAAAACACAAAACAGAUAAGAGGGCGCUGAAAAUGCCUCCCCCUCCCCCUCCAGGUACGCUGACUUAUCAUUUUAGCCUCUAAGUCCCUGCCAUCUGCCCUGAGACAUGCAGCUGAAGCAUCCUGGAACAUAUGCAGAGGGGGAGGAAGAGUAAGGGAGGGAGACGUAAAUAUGCAGAGUGGACUGCAGAGUGACCAGGAAGUGGAGCUAUUGUUUUCGGGGUCACCUCGCUUUUCCUUUCAGGUCCUCCAGAGGUCUGUUGACUCCGCUCAGGCUGUACGUCUUACAUAAACAAAACUCCUCCUCGUCUGUAUCUGCACAAGACUGUAUCUUGUCCCGUUUCCUCUCUUGUCCAACGGGGGCUGAGUAAAGAGUUUAUAUUUUAUGUUAACAAUGGCAUUCCAAUUAAACCGCACUUGUGCAAACAGAGACGCUAAGGGAAGUGGUAAUUCCACAUAAGACAUGCAUCAAUCAAGAUUAUUUUUGACUUCCAGAGAGGAAACAUAUAUGCAAAAAAAAAGGGGAAAAAAAAAAACUGGUCUGACUAGUUGCUUCCAGAGUCAGUUGUGAGUACACAAAGGUAGUUACUAUAAUAGCAGCAUAUUCCUCACCAGUCAUGUUUAAUCUCUUCCUGGUUUGGCACCGCUGAGUGACAACGCUACCUCUGGCCAGGUCAGCCGAGCCAUUGGACGGAGAGCAGCAGGAGGCGGGGCGGAGCGCACCUUAGUUACAAAGUUACCCAUUAACUUUGUCCUUCUGGGAAGCAGCUGCAGAGCACACCUUGGCACAACCUUUGCACAGCGUUUCUACAUUUCACAGGCGAGGCAAAAGCAAGAGGCUGACAUGUGUGAGCGGAGUUGACCAGAGCCUCACUUCACUGCACCAGGGAGGAUUCUGGCUCAACGUAUCAACUCUUAAAUAUGACAUUGCUGCCGUCAAGUUGGUGCUGAACUGAGGCGUCCCCUGUCACUCAACCUUGCCACCUAGUGGAGCUCUACCGGUUCAACUCCCCUCUAGUCAACAAAUCUUUUCAAACAACUGCCUCCCUCAUCUGGGGAAAUGCUUGCCCUGCAACACCUCAUCGUCCUCCUCCACGUCCCGUUUAACGUUUACCUGCCUAAGACGAAAUAGCACAAAAACUGCUUUUUCACAUCAUCAAACAAUGAAAACCCUCCCCCAGUUACAGCGGUUCUAGAGCGACUAAUGUGUAAUAUACUCCCACAGUCCACGGUUUGGUGUUAGAGUUAAUGGUAUCCCAAAGCAAGACAGGAGCCUCAUUCAACUAGAAGCUAAUUAAGCCACACAGGAGAAAGUCUCCCCCCCCCCCCCCCAGGAAGAGUCUGCACAAACAAGAGAAAAGCCAGAUGGAACUACCACUGAAUGAGACAACAACGCCGCCUAAAAAUGGCACUUUGACAACUCAGGCGCCCAGUUAUGCCAACCACAACUGGGAGUUCCUGGUGGCCGUCCUGGCCACGGCCAUCACCGUCUCCAUUCUCAUCGCCCUUCUGGCUAAAUGUCACUUGAUUCGGCACUACCUGGCCAGCUACAGGCACACACGGCUGAGGGAGGCAGACGGUGUCAGCCAGGGUGACCCAUCGGGCAUGGACGUGGAGUUUGCCAUGCACAACGGGGUGCAGCCUCACUGCGUGCCUCCUGUGGGCGAGGAGGACGACGACGGCUUCAUUGAGGACAACUACAUCCCGGCCAGCGAGAGAGCGAGGGCCGAGAGAGCGGCGGAGAUCCUAGAGGAGGACACGGAGGAGGAGCUCGAAGAGAUUGAAUUCAGCAUCGCUUAGCUGGAGAAAUGGAAAUACACCUCUUCAGCUGAGACAGAAAACCCAGGGCCGCCACUUACACUCCUAUUUUUUUUUUUUUAUCCUUUCAAUGUGUAUUUUAAAUGUGCACUGAAUGGAGACAUGGUACAGAUAAGUGUAGGGAAUACACAACAUUUUAAAUAUGUAAUUUCAAAGAAGGAUGCUGAAUAAGUUAAUGCACAGGGCAGUAUGAUGACAGAAGUUCUCUAUGUGGUGGCCCCCACACCAGAGAAUUUCAACACAUUUUUUAGGAAAAUGUUAAAAAAAAAAAAAGUAUAUCUUGGUUGUACAGUUCCAUAAAAGCACAGUGAAGAUUGGCUUUUCAAAAUUAACUUAUUCAAGUAUUCUUUAGAGGUAAAAAAAAAAAAUAACUAGCUAUAACUGCCUUUGACAGAAAUACCUUCUUGCAGUUGUUUUGCAUAAUUGUGUGCAAGGUUGACUUGCUAAUUAAAGGUGAUGUUUAGGGCGUUCUUGCAUAUACUGCCUGUUUGAAAUGUCCAACAACAUUUCAAGAGAUUCAGACUUGACUAGGUCGUUCCACGGUUCACCAUUUCUUUUGGGGUGAUUUCUCUGUGGAUUUGCUACGUGCUUAGAGUCUGUAUCCUUCUCAAAGUUCCACCUCAGACUCAUCUUCAGCUUUUCUUCACAUUAGCCGCAAGCAGUCUUUGGUAGGAUGCAGAAUUCAGAGUUGGAACUAAUGACUGGAAACUUCCAAAACCCAGCAAAUUCUUGGUCGUACAUAGAAGUCAUGUUUGGCCUGUGCCUGUCUACUGCUAUUGAAUUGAGUUGUUUCUUGUCUCCAGAGCACAUUUUUUCCAAAAAGCCACGUCCGUCCAUUUAUUCAUCUGCGACUGUAGUUUGGACAGCAAAGACUUUUCCUCGGAUGCAGGUCAGAUUUGUGCAGUCCUUUUCCGAUGGUAGACACAAAUACACUGUCAGCAGUUGUCAGAGUUGCCUGAAGAUCCUAUUAUGAAAUUCUGAGCUUUCUGGAGACUACCCUGAAUCACCUUUAUUAAUAGACUUUCAAAGAGCUUCUUUAAAUAGUCAAGAAAGAAAGAAAACAACUUCCGUUGCAUGCGCUUACUGUAUGAGUGUACACAGGUACAUUUGUUCAUGGAGUGCUUUAUUUGGUGGCAGACUGACACCAGUGAUAUCCAUGAUGCGUUUUUAUUAUGAGUGACGAUCAUGGGAAUUUAAUUUGAACUUCAAGCUGCCUUCUCUUGUUUUUAAAGUCUGUAAAUAACCGUAUAAACCGAUCACAUUUAAAUACAGUCUCAGUUUAAGGCUGAGGUGAUUGACAGAUUAAUCUGAUACCACUGUUUAUCUUGGUGUGAUCUGAACAGAUAACAACAGUGCAAUCAGUGAUAACAAUGAGGUAGAUGUAAACAGGGGUAACCGUGAGAAAACGUCUAGCUUAGCACUGCUAUUUGUUUUUGUUUUUUUUUAUAGGUGGAACGCUAUGCUAGCAACUAAGCCAUACAGGAGACAUGUGUAGCUCUCAGGGCAUUUUACUUUGAGGGAAGGAUUUCAGAUUCUGCUUCAUAGGAAGGAGUUCAUUAGGUACACUAGCAGUUCAGUCCUGCACUAAAUCUUAGCAUCCUGAAGUUUAUUGUAUUUGGCACUUAUUAAAAAUAACCAAGAGCUGUUCAUUUGACAUUUUUAUUGUACAACCCCAUUUUAGUCAGUAGACUAGGAUAAAUAAGAAAAAACAUUUUUGUGUUGAAUUCAAUACAGCGCCACAAACUACACCCCCCAUUAUGAUCAUACAGUUCUUUGUUGUGUCGUUUCAACAUAAAGAAAACACUUCAUCAGUCAUGAAGUGGUAUUUAGUGCCAAACUGUAUUAUUAGAACGCAUCCAUUUCCACCAGUGUACCUAAUGUUUUGGUUUGUUAUUGUGGUGUAUUGAAGUUGUUGUACCUUCACUAUUUGGAUUCAGAUCUUUUGUUUGUGCUGUUACCAUAUCAUUGUACAUAGUGUUUUUUAAUUCGACUGAAUGUGAGCACAGCAAGAUUUUUUUUUCUUUUUUUAAUAGAGAAUAUAGAGAGGUAUGACAGCUGCUGGAUGGAAAAGUAGGGCGGCUCAUUUAUAAAAGGAGGAGUACUUGUAAUUAGAAAGUACAACUUUCUACUUUUGGCUGCUAUUUUUAGGAUAACCUUCAGGGAAAGAAUUCAAUACUUCACCUACUUAUGAUGAAUAAACUCAUCACGAGGUUUGCCAAUAAAAAUCAGACUGUGAGUGAAA
Molecule: messenger RNA, 4718 nt
Organism: Mugil cephalus (flathead mullet)
Lineage: Eukaryota; Metazoa; Chordata; Actinopteri; Mugiliformes; Mugilidae
Gene: c6h1orf210
Product: chromosome 6 C1orf210 homolog
Exons: 4
Coding region: 2024-2458 (144 amino acids)
Source: RefSeq, a predicted model, not a curated record